UCCCUUUAAAUAAGCCCUAAAUUCACCGCUAAGGCACUCAUAAAUCAUAAUCUUACAGUAUCCAGAAAUGGAGAAAACACAAAAUCCCAAAACUCUAUCCUCCAUAACCACCGCCGAUGAUUUGGUCGACCGACAGAGAAACUGGGACGGCCAGAGCCUCGUCAAACACGAAGGCAUAUGGUAUCCCGAAUCCGCACUCCCAUCGAUACUGUCGGCCCGGACCAACUUCGGAGCCAAAGACGGUGACGUAAUACUGACGUCACUUCCCAAGUCAGGGACAACAUGGCUGGCUGCCUUAGCAUUUUCCAUAGCCAAACGCGGUCUUAUCCCGCCGGAGCAGAGUCCACUCCUCACUGCCCACCCACAAGAGAUCGUUCGAAAUCUCAACUGGAACGAAGACAACCCUAACCUCGACGAAAUCCCAAGCCCCAGAGUCUUCUACACGCACGCGCCGCACGUGAUGCUUCCCGAUUCUGUCCGAGAAUCAGAUAACUGCAGAAUUAUUUAUAUUUGCAGGAACCCUCUCGACCGGUUCAUUUCGCUUCGCCAUUUCUUGCUCGCGAACCGGGUGGCGAAGGAGGGGGCGCCGCCGCCGCCGCUCGCCGUCGACGAGGCUUUCGACAAGUUUUGUCAGGGGAUUGACGUAUUCGGACCGUUUUGGGAUCACAUUCUUGGAUAUUGGAAGGAGCAUUUGGAGAAUCCGAGGAAGUUGCUGUUCUUACACUACGAGGAGAUGAAGGAGGACCCACUCGGGCAUGUCAAGAAGAUUGCUGAAUUUCUAGGCUGUCCCUUUACCGCUGAGGAAGAAAAACAAGGCAUAAUUGAAGAAAUCUCAAGAUUAUGUAGUUUCGAGACUCUAAAAAAUAUCAAGGCAAACACCGAAGGAUAUGUACGCGGGACAUUCAAAAAAUCAACUUACUUUAGAGAAGGUAAAGUUGGCAAUUGGAGUAAUUAUCUUUCGCCGACCACGGCCCAAAAAAUGGAGAGGAUGAUAGAAGUCAAAUUUAAAGACACAGGCCUUAAUAUAAAAACGAAAUUCCAUAUCGAUGAAGGAAUGACUUAAAUAUGUUUAUAGUGAGAAUGGUUAGAAUGCUAAUAAGGGUUAAUCACCAUUAACCCUAAUGAGUAUUUGAAAUAAAAUUACAUACAUGAAUGAACAUUUCAUGUGCUGUAAAAGUUGUUAGCAUGUGUAUGUCUUGUUCUCUUUUUUUUUUUUUUUGGUAUUAACAUGUCUAUGUAUGUUUUGAGAUCAAUUGGAAGAUGUAUUAUGUGGAGUAUUGUUAUAUUUUGUC
Molecule: messenger RNA, 1292 nt
Organism: Andrographis paniculata
Lineage: Eukaryota; Viridiplantae; Streptophyta; Magnoliopsida; Lamiales; Acanthaceae
Product: cytosolic sulfotransferase 12-like
Exons: 2
Coding region: 68-1063 (331 amino acids)
Biological process (GO): sulfation
Cellular component (GO): cytoplasm
Molecular function (GO): sulfotransferase activity
Source: RefSeq, a predicted model, not a curated record